Molecule: messenger RNA, 1738 nt
Organism: Cynoglossus semilaevis (tongue sole)
Lineage: Eukaryota; Metazoa; Chordata; Actinopteri; Pleuronectiformes; Cynoglossidae
Product: 4F2 cell-surface antigen heavy chain-like
Exons: 9
Coding region: 32-1738 (568 amino acids)
Biological process (GO): phenylalanine transport; carbohydrate metabolic process; L-alanine import across plasma membrane
Cellular component (GO): apical plasma membrane; basolateral plasma membrane
Molecular function (GO): aromatic amino acid transmembrane transporter activity; L-alanine transmembrane transporter activity; L-leucine transmembrane transporter activity
Source: RefSeq, a predicted model, not a curated record
AAUUCUCCUGGGAAUAAAAUCACCCGUGGACAUGAGCACGGAGGAGACCAACGUGGACGCGCUCAGCAGCGGGGAUUCGGCACUGAAGGAGCCUGCUCCUCCACAGGAUGCGGCUGAUACCACAGAGGAGAACCUGAAUCUUGAGGAGGAGGAAAAGAUACCUAUGACCGGAGCAGGAGGAGCAGGGGAUGGAGCAGGGGAUGGAACAGGGGAUGGAACAGGGGGUCCUGAGGAAGAACGUCCCUUGGACAAUGGAGACACGUCGGGGGAGAAGAACGGCGCCGUAAAGCUGAAGAUGCCCGAGGAUGAGGAGGAAGAGGAGGAAAGGGAGGCCGCAUUCACUGGAUUGAACAAAGAUGAGCUACUGAGGGUGGCUGGGACACCACGCUGGGUGAGGAUCCGUUGGACGCUGCUCAUCCUCUUCUGGCUCGGCUGGUUUGGGAUGCUGGCAGGGUCCGUUCUCAUCAUCCUGCAGGCACCACGCUGUCGGGAACUGCCCGCCACCAACUGGUGGAAUGACGGUCCGCUCUACCAGAUAGGAAACAUUCAGGCCUUUUCCAAUGAGCAGAACCUAAAGGGUGUGGAGCAGAAGUUGGACUACCUCUCCCAACUGAAGGUCCGAGGCCUGGUGAUUGGCCCACUCCACGUGGCUCUGCCCAACGAUCCAACGAGCCUGAUCUUUGAGGAAGUGUCUCCGGAUGUGGGAACCCUGCAGCAAUUCAGGAGUUUCCUGCAGGCUGCGCACAAAUUAGGUAUUUCAGUGGUUCUGGACUUGACUCCCAACUAUCUGGGAUCAACUGGACCUUGGUUCUCCAACAUCAGUGUGACCAGUGUGGCUGAGAGACUGAAGCCAGCUCUGGUGUUCUGGCUGAAUGAAGGCGUGGAUGGUGUCCAGCUGGAUGGGGUGGAGCGCGUGUCCACUGUGGUUCCAUCUCUGUGGAGUGACAUCCGUGCCAUCGUCCAGAACGAGACACAGGAGCAUCCCAAUAAAAGAGUCCUGAUCGGCGUCAGUGAACGCUCCUCACCUGAGGAUGUGACCUCACUCCUCUCCUCCACUGGUGUUGACCUUCUGAUCUCCAAGGUCCUCCUUUCCCCAGACGCCACGGCACGCGCUCAGUCCAUCCAGCAAUUGUAUUCUGACCACAAUCAGAGCAGGCUGUGCUGGAGCUUGAGUGGGCGAAGUCAGGGUCACCUGGCAUCCCUGGUGGGGCCGGCUCUGGUGAAACUGCACCAUCUACUGCUGCUAACGCUGCCAGGGACGCCUUUCUUUAACUAUGGAGACGAAAUCGGCCUGAUGGACACGGAUACCAACUUUCCCAGUAUGCUGUGGGACUCGGACAAAGAUCAAAAUCAAACUCUGCAGGAGGAGAAGGCGGAGCUUUCCACUCGCAGUUUCUUCCGCAGCCUGAGUGAUUUGCGGGGUAAACAGCGCUCUCUGUUGAUUGGAGACUUUGUCCUCCUUUUCAACUCCAGCUCCUCCCUUGCAUACAUGCGUGUCUGGGACCAGAACACCCGUUUUGUGGCAGCCUUAAACUGGGCGGAUGAAGAUGUAGUGUUGCAGCUGCGUGACACAAUGCUGCCCCCACAGGCUGCAGUUGUGAUGAGCACCAACAGCAGCUUUCUUCCUGCAGAAAGCACUGUGGAUCUCAACCAGCUGCAACUGGGCCCUGGUCAGGCCGCACUCCUUGCCCGACACGGGAUAAAAAUGUUUUGUGCCGCACUUCAGUGUCAUGAUUAG